Dunckerocampus dactyliophorus (ringed pipefish) is the source of this 1825-nucleotide messenger RNA. RefSeq names its product serine palmitoyltransferase, long chain base subunit 1 (gene sptlc1). The record is from RefSeq and is a predicted model, not a curated record. Gene Ontology annotation, biological process: sphingosine biosynthetic process; ceramide biosynthetic process. Gene Ontology annotation, molecular function: pyridoxal phosphate binding; serine C-palmitoyltransferase activity. Gene Ontology annotation, cellular component: endoplasmic reticulum. Lineage: Eukaryota; Metazoa; Chordata; Actinopteri; Syngnathiformes; Syngnathidae. The transcript is spliced from 15 exons. The coding region runs from base 29 to 1447 and encodes 472 amino acids.
GGCGGUGACGUCGCAGGGGGAAACAAACAUGGCGUCUGGACAGCAGUGGGUGUUGGUUGAAAUGGUGCAAGCCUUGUACGAGGCCCCGUCUUAUCACCUCAUUUUGGAAGGGAUCCUCAUUUUAUGGAUCGUCAGACUUCUCUUCUCAAAAACCUACAGACUACAUGAGACGAACAAACUCACUGAAAAGGAAAAGGAGGAUCUUAUCGAGGAAUGGCAGCCAGAACCUCUCGCUCCAACCAUUUCUGGAAAUUCUACUUCCAUGCCCUAUGAUGUCGUCACAGGACCUCCCAGCCACAAAAUGAUAAUCAAUGGAAAAGAGUGCAUUAACUUUGCAUCGUUUAACUUCCUGGGUCUCCUAGACAAUGAGCGAGUAAAGCAAAAGGCUUUGUCAUCGCUGAAGAAGUACGGUGUUGGAACAUGUGGUCCGAGGGGCUUCUAUGGAACUUUUGAUGUUCACCUGGAGCUGGAGAGCAGGCUCGCCGAAUUCAUGAAAACCGAAGAAGCCAUCAUCUACUCCUACGGCUUUGCCACCAUUGCGAGUGCAAUCCCCGCUUACUCUAAGAGGGGAGACAUCAUCUUUGUGGAUGAGUCGGCGUGCUUUUCCAUCCAAAAAGGCCUUCAAGCGUCCCGAAGCUUCAUCAAGUACUUCAAGCACAAUGACAUGGAUGACUUGGAGAAGCUUCUCAAGGAACAAGAGUUAGAAGAUCAGAAGAACCCUCGUAAGGCUCGAGUGACUCGCAAGUUCAUCGUAGUGGAAGGCCUGUACGUCAACACUGCAGACAUUUGUCCUCUUCCUGAAUUGGUGAAACUAAAGUACAAGUACAAGGUGCGGAUUUUCCUGGAGGAGAGCAUGUCUUUCGGCGUCUUGGGAGAGCAUGGCCGUGGAGUCACAGAGCACUUUGGAGUGAAUAUAGAAGACAUUGACUUGAUCAGUGCCAACAUGGAGAACGCUGUGGCUUCCAUUGGAGGCUUCUGCUGCGGACGUUCUUUUGUGAUAGACCACCAGCGGCUGUCAGGCCAAGGCUAUUGUUUCUCCGCGUCGCUGCCUCCCAUGCUAGCUGCUGCAGCCAUAGAGGCCCUCAACAUCAUGCAAGAGAAUCCAGACAUUUUUGUUGUUUUGAGGGAAAAAUGCAAACGUGUUUACAAAGCAUUAAACGGAAUUCCAGGGCUGAAGUUAGUGGGAGUGCAGUUUGCGCCAGCUCUUCACUUGCAGCUGGAGAGAAGUUCCGGCUCUCGAGAGUCAGACAUGCAGCUGCUCCGCUCCAUUGUCGACUACUGUAUGGAGAGGCAGGUGGCUCUGACCCUCGCCCGUUACCUUGAAAAAGAAGAGCGAUAUCUUCCUCCACCCAGCAUCAGGGUGGUGGUGACCGUUGAGCAGACGGAGGAGGACAUCCAGAAGGCUGUGUCUUGUAUCCAGGAGGCAGCUCUAGCGCUUCUUCAAUGAAUGCAUGAAUGUUCUCCAGUGAAUGAAUGCAUGAAUGUUGUUCAGUAAGUGCAGAUUGUGUCAUUCUUUGGAGCGAGUAGGACGUGUGAAAAAGCGAUCGUGAGCACUGCCCAUUCCCAUUUCAUAUACUAGCCCUUCUUUUUUCCUCUUACUUGUGUCUUAAGUGUCCUUAAAUGUCACACACUCCCAGACUGUUGACUGAUCAGCAAUCAGCGGUCAGUAAUAAAAUAAAAACACUCCUUAAGUGGUGCUGAUGUUCAUUUGUUAUAUUUGACACGAAUGAAUACAUUCCUUUUUUUAGAACACCCCGCUACAACACGAAACUUUUUUUUUUUAAAGGUCUGCAAAUGUAUUCGAAAUAAAAAAUUGAGAAUUCAA